AUGCAUCGCUUUUUUGCAGAGCUGGAGCCAUCUCUAUCCGUCACUGAGCAAAACCUGGCAGACCGAGUUAGGUACAUCCUGCGCUCCAACAUAUUUGGUGACGCCGAACUCGAGCGACUACGACGUGAGGCUAUUCCUUCAUCGAAUGGAAAUGCUACGGCUGGGAAUGCGGCGCCACUAGAUGCGCAACAAACUGCAUAUGUGGAUGCUGUCGUCAACAUUCCAUUUGUGGCUAAUUCAGACGAUGAUGGAAUAGUCUUCCACGAACUAGAGAAAAUGAGGAGCAUAUUGGAAGAGUCGAUGCUGGAAACGCGCAGCAUGCCUCUCGAAAAUCGACCGCGACUUCCCCGCAUACCCCUUAGCAAGCGAAAUCGGGCUGUCGUGCGGGCCCUUAACCCAAUGCUGGUGACCUAUUUGGAAGCCAGCCGGGACCUUUGCGAGACGGAUUCAAUUCUUUUUGGCGCCGCACUGGCAGUAUGCCGUAUUAUUGGCGCCAAACUUCCCGUGGCUGGACGUGCUACUCAAAAAAGUAGCGCCAUCCCAGCCUGGAGAAAAAGAAUUGAGGACCGUAUCGCAAAGGCAAGGGCCCUUAUCGGCAGACUGACAAGCUUCAGGUCGGGUAAUAAUAGACCGAGGAUUAUGCGCACCGUUAGGAUGGCGUUUGCUGGGACAAAUAUCAGUUUGUUCCAACCGGAUAUCAUGCAAAAACUAACGGAGCGCAUAGAUGACCUGAAGCAAAAAAUCGCUGCUUGGGGGAAGCGGAUUCGACGAUUUAGCGAGAGGUCAAGGCGGUUCAACCAGAAUCGUCUCUUCCAGAGUGAUCAGAAGAGGCUCUAUAAAUCAUUGGAGCGACCAGAGGUAUGUGGAGCGGGCCCAGGACCGGAUCAGGCCGACACUGUCGCAUUUUGGCGUGGCCUGUGGUCAGAGCCCGUAAACCACAGCGAGGGCCCUUGGAUGGAAGUUGUGGCGAGCCAGAGUGCAAGUGUUACGCCUAUGGACCCCGUCACCAUAACGCCUGAAGACGUGGCUGAGGCGACUAAUUUGAAGCCAGCCUUUCAUUUUUUGUCACAGGAACUGCAGUUUGGAGAUCGAUGUUCUAAGCAAUAG
This is a messenger RNA of Parnassius apollo (apollo), 1107 nucleotides long. The record is from the annotation of a GenBank genome assembly. NCBI's taxonomy places the organism in Eukaryota, Metazoa, Arthropoda, Insecta, Lepidoptera, Papilionidae.